AUGUCGAGUUCCACGCACCCGCAGCCUUCGACCAGCGAGACGUCGCGGACGCGCGAAGUCUUCAAAUGUUUGGAGCCCUUCGAAACGUCCAUCCAGCCUCUGCAGUUCAACAAUGGUGAACUCAAGGACAGACUCGCUGUCGGCAGUGACGACACGGCUUUGGCUGCGUUUGCCCAGCUGGGUGCGCUGCGACUCAAGGCCCAGCGCUGCCUCAUCUCGCUUCUGUCAAAAGAUGAAGAAUGGAUCCUAGCCGAGAGUACCAGGACGCUAAGUUUACACCCGCACUGGCACAUCAUCAGCGACGUGCGACAGGAUGCCGACAUGCAGAAGCUCAUCUUGGUCAAGGCUGUCAGCACCCUGAGAUUCUACGCUGCUGUACCCAUCCGAACAAGCAAUGGCUUGGUCGUCGGUACCUACGCCAUCCUGGACGACCGUCCUCGCUUUGGAAUCAGUGCCGACGAGAUGGUCUUCAUGGAAGACAUAGCUGACACCAUCAUGGGUCAUCUCCAAGCCAAACAUACCGCCUUGCAGAGACAACGUGGUGACCGCCUGAUCAAGGGUUUGGCUCUUUUCAGUGAAGGCAAGGACAGUCUGCGCGACUGGUGGCUGGAUACACACUCUCGUAAGGAAAGGGGCGAGGGUGCAAGACGUCGCCGCGGCUCAAUUGAGGAAGAAAAGACCCGAAACGAUCGUGCCGAUGAGGAAUUGGGCAUGAACUAUCAUGCCUCUGACAUUCCACAUGGUCGGACCCAUGCCCUCAACGACACGAAGCAGAUCCUGCCAGCCGGCCAAGUUCCGAAACCCACGUUGAAAUCUGGCCAUCUGGCCCAGGACAAGCAUGAAGGCUUCGACCUCGGCCGCGAAAUCAACACAGCAUUCGCUCGAAGCAGCAACCUCAUGCGUGAGGCUAUCAGCGCCGAAGGUGUUGCCUUUAUCGAUGCCGAUUUCCACCGUUCCAAAGAGGCGACCAAGAACCAAGAAUCUUCUUCUACCGACCUCGAAAGCGACACUGCGACUGGCUCUUCCGGCCCGGAGUCAACUUCGCCCAAACUGCAGACACCCAUUUCUCCCGAUGCUCAAUGCGCCCUGCUUGGCUUUUCUACAAAGGUCAAGUCUACCAUCCGUGGCUUCGAUGCUUCUGCAAGACACUCUAGUCUCCCAAAGACUUUCAUUCGCAGCCUUAUCCGUCGCUACCCUAUGGGCAAAGUUUUCAACUACCAUGAUGGCAAAGCUCUCUCAAGUUCUUCUGGCACCGAUAUCUCCUCGGACGAUGUUAGUGAGGGAUCCAAGAACAGCAGGUCACGCAAACGUCGCAGUCGCGAAUUCGUCGACGCUAUGACUCUGGGCGAAGUCUUCUCCGGCCCCCGUAGUAUCGCUUUCCUGCCCUUGUGGGACAGUAGACGGGAGAGAUGGCGAUCUGCCGUUUUCGUCUGGAACGCCGCACCCAACAGAUUCUUGGACAAGGCCGAGGACAUUACAUAUCUCGCAGCUUUCAGCAACAACCUGAUGGCUGAGCUGUCACGUCUCGACGCCAUAGCCGCCGAUCAAGCCAAAGCCACUUUCAUCAGCUCUGUUUCUCACGAGUUGAGAUCUCCACUACAUGGAGUGUUGGCGGGAGUGGAGCUCUUGCAGGAAAGUCACCUCAACAACUACCAACAGGAGAUGACGACUACCAUUAGCAUGGCUGGCAAGACAUUACUCGACACAAUCAACAACAUUCUUGACUUUACGAAGAUCAACAGUUUCACAGACCUAGAACGCAAGGACAGGAAAGAAAAGGACGCUGGUAGGAACUCCGGGUUCAAGACUGCGGACAUGGGUGAAGUCGGAGUCACGAGUGCAGUUGAUCUUGCUGUUUUGACCGAGAAUGUGGUCGACACAACCGUCACGGCUAAGAGCUUCCAAGCAAGCAAAGCAAAACAGGAUGACGAAGAUGAACUCGUCUCAAAAGCACCAAAGCAAGUCGCGGUAGUAUUGAACAUCGCUAAACGACCGAACUGGAACUUGGACAUAUCGCCUGGUAGCUGGACCAGAGUCAUCACCAACCUUUUGGGUAAUGCACUUAAGUACACCAAACAAGGUACAAUUACUGUGAGUCUGCAGUACAAGAAAUCGGAGCAUCCGGACAAGGCUCAGGUAUCAUUGACGAUCGAGGAUACUGGCCAAGGCAUUGGCAGCGAAUAUCUUCGAAACCACUUGUACACACCGUUUAUGCAGGAAAACACGCACGCCGUUGGUACUGGACUUGGACUCUCGAUUGUGAAGCAGAUCAUCAAGGACUUUGGUGGUCACAUCACUUUUGAGAGUGAGCUUGGAAGGGGAACCAAAGUGGUUGUCUUCUUCAACGCUACCUUUGAAGAGGACGCAGAGUCUGAAAUUCACGUACCGAAAUGUGCUGAUGGCGGCAACCUGAAAGUUGCACUGUCCAAGUCGUUGGGCACGACUGAUGGGGAUCGCACACGCGACAAGAUCAUCAAGACGAACACUUCCAAGACUUGCAAGGAAUGGCUAGAUUGCCAGACUGAGUCGGUGUCCGCUUCUGACGGUGCUGACGCCUUCGAUGUUUGUAUUCUGGCUGAAGCAGAUUAUGAUCAAUGGCAAGAGAAGAGGAGAAACUCGACAAGUCAGACGCCAACACCGAUGAUUGUGCUCGGUUCGAUCUCUGCCUCAUCAGUCUCUGGGUUUCACAAGUAUGCUGACUGUGUUGUGAAUCAGNGUCCGAGAAAAAUGUCAAGAGCACUGGCGGCAGCUCUGCAGAGUCGUGUCCAGUCGAACCCAACUUCUGGAAACCGAACGCUAGGCGCCAUUGCCACCUCACCGUCCGCCUUGCAAAUACUCACAAAACCGGCGAAUAGCGAUCCCCCGCCAACCUACACGGAGUCAAGACCUGGCCUGAAAUUAAAUACAUCCAUUCCCUCAACACCUACGUCAUCCGAGAAGAACGCGACUCCACGGACAAUCGAAAUUACCGCUGACGAGGAUACGAACCGCCGUAAAGUGCUGCUAGUUGAGGACAACUCGAUCAAUAUGAAACUCCUCGUCGCGACCAUGCGCAAGUUGAAACGACCCUACACCUCCUCAGGCAACGGCCUAGAGGCGGUGACCGCCUAUGCGUCUGCGCCAUCCUCCUAUGCCUUGAUCCUCAUGGACAUCUCUAUGCCAGUGAUGGACGGCUUUACAGCCACCGAGUUGAUUCGCAACCUCGAGGAAAAGAACAAAUGGAAUCGUUGCACUAUCAUGGCACUGACUGGCGUUGGCGACGCGGAAGCAAAGAAACGCGCCUUCCUCGCUGGAGUCGACGACUUUAUGACGAAACCAGUCAGCAUGGGCAAACUAGGCGGCAUCAUCAAGAACCUCGAAGGCGGAGGAGGUAACGUCGACACCGAUGCCAACACUCGCAAGCAAAACGCGUGCCACGAAAAAGCACAACAGAAUGGACACAAUCAACAGCAGCAACAUGCAGUGGAACAGCCCGCCUGA
This is a messenger RNA of Aureobasidium uvarum, 3480 nucleotides long. The record is from the annotation of a GenBank genome assembly. NCBI's taxonomy places the organism in Eukaryota, Fungi, Ascomycota, Dothideomycetes, Dothideales, Saccotheciaceae.